CAGUCAAUGGCAGAUGGCUGACAGUGGGUUACCCUGAUGAGAUAGCUCACUUUCUGUUUGCAGCAUUAUGGAAAUAGAUCUGUACUCAUGGCCUAGUUACUUUGAUAACGAGGGUCGUUUGUUGGAUGAAUACAAGCUUAGGAAAACCAGUUUCUUUCACGGUCUCUCAGAUGACAUCAGACGGGAAGCAUGGCCGGUAAUGUUAAGCUUAUGGGACCGAGACAGCACUAGCCUCAUCAGACACACCGCAAGAGAUAAGAUGCUGAAAGAGUACGAGCACCUCCGAAACGGGUGGAUUAACGCUCAGCCCGAGCUAUUUGAUAGAGAAAUGAAACAGUCCAUCAAGACAAUAGGAAAGGACGUGAGGCGGACAGAACGGCAACACCCGUACUUUGCGGAGGAGGACGGAGAAGGACUGAGGAUGUUACGUCGUAUUCUCAUUACACUCAGUGCUUACGAUACUGAAGUUUCUUAUGUUCAGGGGAUGAAUGAGAUAGUGGCUCCUAUUCUGCUUACUUUACAGGAGGAAUCCCUGACGUUCUGGUGUUUUGUGAAGCUGAUGCCCUUACUUCGUGACAGACUACUAACCCUGGACAUUUCCCCCCAACUAUCCUCCACUGCUGAUCUUGUUCAAUAUUUUGAUAGCGAUCUGUACCUUCACAUUGAGCAGCUUACUGGUGGUCAUUGGCUCUUUUGCUUUAGGUGGUAUCUGCUGAUGUUUAAGAACGAGUUUAAAACGGAGGACAUCCUCAGACUAUGGGACGUGUUAUUCUCCCAACACAACACCGCUCACUUUGAGAUAUUCAUCGGUACUUCUAUCAUAUUGAUGCACAAGGAGGAGGUUCUAGCGUGCGGUACCUCCGACCAGCUCCUCCACUUUGCCCAGUCAGUGACCGCUAAACUUAACGUGGGUAUUGUUAUAAACUACGCUAGGGACUUGUCAGUGAAGAUAGCCAGUACUGAGGGACUUUCAGAUAACCUGGCCGCUCUUGUUAAGCAGGUUGACAAAGUGCCUCCACCCCUGGUUGGCUUUGUAAGAAGACGACAGUGUUUCCAGAACGUUUACUCAGGAAGACAGCACAUGAACGACGAUCUAAUCAAAUCUCUGAUGAGCUUGAACACGUCCCAGACGGCACCUCGAACUACGCCCCUCUUUUUCAACUGUACCGAGGCCUCAGUCCCCAUCCCUACACAGAACUACCUGGCUGGUAUUCAGGGGGUACAACCCCUGACUUUGGCUGAGACCCCCCAACUCGCUCCCCCUCCUACUGACGCACAACUUCUAGCUGCUUCAGCCAGUAUGUCAAACCCCAGAAGUAGACAGCGCCGACCAGAUGCCUUGUAUAAAGACAGUGUUAGUGCUGGGGGGAGUGCCGUGGUGGGUCAAGCACCAGGAAGUGGGCACUAUGAUAACUCAGCACAACCUAGCACUGAACCUGGCGCUCAGCACUCAGCACAACCUAACGUGCAGCACUCAGCACAACCUAGCGUGCACAACUCAGUACAACGCAGCGCUCAGCAGUAUGGUACUGGUGCUUACUCUGGACAAUAUGAGCAUCAUAACCAUCAGUAUGAUUACAGUCAGGGGUAUAAUCCAGAACACUAUGCAAACAGUCAGCAGUAUCAUGUAAAUAACCAGGAAUAUCAUUUAAAUAACCAGGAAUAUUAUGCAAAUAACCAGGAAUAUUAUGCAAAUAAUGAGGAAUAUUAUGCAAGUAACCAGGAAUAUUAUGCAAAUAAUGAGGAAUAUUAUGCUAAUAGUCAUAAUCACUCUGUCACUAAUGAACAAUCCGUGUACCAGGGCUCUGACAACAAUGUCUAUAAUUACCAAGACCAAUACAGUUAUCAGCAACAGGGACAUCCUGUUCAGCAACAGGGACAUCCUGCUCAGCAACAGGAACAUCCUGUUCAGCAACAGGGACAUCCUGUUCAGCAACAGGGACAUCCUGCUCAGCAACAGGAACAUCCUGUUCAGCAACAGGGACAUCCUGUUCAGCAACAGGAACAUCCUGUUCAGCAACAGGGACAUCCUGUUCAGCAACAGGGACAUCAAGUUCAGCAACAGGGACUUCCUGUUCAGCAACAUGGACAUCCUGUUCAGCAACAGGGACAUCCUGUUCAGCAACAGGGACAUCCUGUUCAGCAACAGGGACAUCCUGUUCAGCAACAGGGACACCAAGUUCAGCAACAGGGACAUCCUGCUCAGCAACAGGGACAUCCUGCUCAGCAACAGGGACAUCCUGCUCAGCAACAGGGACAUCCUGUUCAGCAACAGGGACUUCCUGUUCAGCAACAUGGACAUCAAGUUCAUAACUUCCACAACAGUCAGCAUCAAACAAGCGACCCUCCGAUAGAAGCCUCCACAAGUGUAGACAAUAUCUCUGUGGCAGAGUCGGAGGCAAGUAGAUCUCCCCAAUCAGAAAACGUCCCCCAAAAUGUUCAGUCUGUUAAAGAGGACGAUGAUGCACUGAGUAAGAUAAGUGACGAUUUCUGGGAUAUGGGUAUAUCUGUUCACUCGAACGAAGCACUCUCGUAGACUAUGCUAUCUAUAAUAUUAUAUACAGUUUGACGAUCAGCUACACAGGUUAUACCACCGGUUUUAUGGGUUGUGUUGACCGGUUUUUAUCUUAAACUGACAAAUGUCAUGUAUAUUGGACUUUUGAUACAUUUGUAGUCGUGUAAGUACUACUCAGUAAUGCCCUGGUACAUUUUAACGCAUGACUAAUAUGUUGUUUGUAGGAAGUAUUAAUUUGUAACUUGUUUAUACAAUACCAAAAGUUAUAUAUAUACA
Molecule: messenger RNA, 2791 nt
Organism: Bolinopsis microptera
Lineage: Eukaryota; Metazoa; Ctenophora; Tentaculata; Lobata; Bolinopsidae
Exons: 8
Coding region: 68-2536 (822 amino acids)
Biological process (GO): activation of GTPase activity
Molecular function (GO): GTPase activator activity
Source: RefSeq, a predicted model, not a curated record